Molecule: messenger RNA, 1956 nt
Organism: Gigantopelta aegis
Lineage: Eukaryota; Metazoa; Mollusca; Gastropoda; Neomphalida; Peltospiridae
Product: aquaporin-10-like
Exons: 7
Coding region: 167-1093 (308 amino acids)
Biological process (GO): water transport; glycerol transmembrane transport
Cellular component (GO): basolateral plasma membrane; plasma membrane
Molecular function (GO): water channel activity; glycerol channel activity
Source: RefSeq, a predicted model, not a curated record
AUCUGUGGUAGUACUAGCGCCGCAUCGACGUAACCAGUGCAAACAGUUUUACGAAUAAUCGCUUUUCCGCUAGCAUGCACCUAGUAUUAGUUUCAGUGGACGACCCAUUUAUGUUGCGUGCCUUGAUCAGUAAAACAGCUAGCUGUUAGUGUUAUAGUAACCGACAAUGUCGACUAAAUUAAGAGAGGUAUGCUGCGAAAGAAAAAGAAAUCUUCACGAAUAUCCACUCGUCCGGGACUUCCUGGCAGAAGCUCUGGGAACCUUCAUCUUGUUGGUGUUCGGGCAGGGUUCCGUGGCUCAGUUCGUGCUCAGUGGCGGCCAAUCGGGAUCGAUGAUGUCAAUCCACUGGUCCUGGGGGAUCGGCGUAAUGAUGGGAGUCUAUGUCGCCGGUGGAAUCUCAGGCGGCCAUUUAAAUCCCGCUGUUACGAUAGCCCAGGCGUUCCUCGGUCGACUCUACUGGAUAAAGGUUCCAGUCUACAUUAUUGCACAAUAUGUCGGCAGCUUCCUUGGUUCUCUUUGUGUUUAUCUCGUGUAUACAGAUGCGUUAAAUGCGUUUGACGGCGGGGUUAGGACGGUGGACCCCCCUACUGGAACUGCCGGAAUCUGGUGUACAUUCCCUCGACCCGAGGUAUCCACUUGGAAUUGUUUUGGUGACCAGGUAUUUUCUACUGGCAUUCUUCUCAUAUGCAUCAUGGCAAUCACCGAUAAGAAAAACAUGGCGCCAGCAUCCGGUCUCGCUCCAAUCAGUAUCGGUUUCGUGGUGUUCGUCAUAGGCAUGACGUUUGGUCACAACUGUGGUUACGCCAUAAACCCUGCACGUGACCUGGCUCCGCGAAUCUUCACCUUGAUGGCUGGAUGGGGUACCGGCGUAUUUUCGUAUCGCAAUUUCAACUAUUUCUGGGUGCCUGUAAUGGGUCCACACAUUGGCGCGAUACUCGGCUGUUUUAUAUACAAGUUUUGCGUGGGCUACCACUGGCCUGACGAAGGUGUUAUCAAAGACGAAGCGGAAGAAAUAAUGCUGAACGACUGUGAAGGUUCAACUGUUCGCCCAGCUGAUGAAAUCGAUGGCGACGUACACGAAUAUCACGCUUAACGCAUACGAUUAUACGAGAAGUGACGAAGACGAAUAUCACGCUUAACGCAUACGAUUACACGAGAAGUGACGAAGACGAAUAUCACGCUUAACGCAUACGAUUACACGAGAAGUGACGAACACGAAUAUCACGCUUAACGCAUACGAUUACACGAGAAGUGACGAACACGAAUAUCACGCUUAACGCAUACGAUUACACGAGCAGUGACGAACACGAAUAGACAGAGACAGAUGUACGAACACGCAGUGACGUACUGACGUCCACGAGCUACAUGUUGCGACAGAUGCCAUGUUACAUGUACGCACGGACGUAGGAAGGUGCCAAAAAGUGUUGGGGAGGGGCACACACACACACACACACACACACACACACACACACACACACACACACACACACACACACACACACACAAAUACAUGUAUAAAUAUAUACAUGUAUAUAAACCAUCGCUGCUACUACAAAGUGGGAGACACGCCCCCUUGCCCGCUUCCUACGCCAGUGCAUGUACCCGACACAACAGGAGUCAUAUCGAAUGGAGUUUAUUCCGGUGAAAGCUAGAAAGCACAAACAAAAGCUGAGUGGAUGGCAUUGAUAAGAGGCAGUUUAGGACCAGGGCAUUCCCCGGUUAGGUCAUCUAGAUGGAUCGCCCAAACACCGACACCACCGAGUCCCUUAGACACAGCCCAGCGAACCUACGGAAGAAAGGAAUAUUAAACUGGAUCAGCAGGAACCUGUAAACAAAGGACGUUUAUAGAAGGUUCUUUACGUUAACCCUUUUGUUUUCGAAUUCAAACUGUUUAAUUAAGCACAACUAAAUUAAAGCUGUGUAGAAUGGUUGUGGAAAUAAAGUUUUCAAGUUCUU